Messenger RNA from Cygnus atratus (black swan), 10516 nucleotides. RefSeq names its product microtubule associated serine/threonine kinase 2 (gene MAST2). Gene Ontology annotation, molecular function: ATP binding; microtubule binding; magnesium ion binding. Gene Ontology annotation, cellular component: microtubule cytoskeleton. NCBI's taxonomy places the organism in Eukaryota, Metazoa, Chordata, Aves, Anseriformes, Anatidae. Gene Ontology annotation, biological process: intracellular signal transduction; peptidyl-serine phosphorylation. The transcript is spliced from 31 exons. The record is from RefSeq and is a predicted model, not a curated record. The coding region runs from base 116 to 6334 and encodes 2072 amino acids.
GUGGUGGCGGCGGCGGUGGUGGUGGCGGUGGCGGCGGCGCCGCCCCGGCUCUCCGUGACUCUCCAUGGGGCCCGAGCCGCGCCGCAGCCGCCGCUGAGGAGAAGGCGCCGCCGCGAUGAGGAAGGGCCGCUCCCGGGGGGACAAAGCGGCGGCGCCUCCUCCUCCUCCUCCUCCUCCGCCGCCGCCGCGGAGGGAAGGCGGCCGGGCGGUAGCCGCCAGCGCGGCGGAGCGCAGAGCCACCCUGCUGGGGGGCGGCAGGAAGGAGCCGGAGGCCGCGGGGGCGCCGGAGAGGGAAACAGUAACAGAGUCCACUCCGUUGCGUUGCAGAAAGCUCAGCAAUCCUGACAUCUUUUCAUCUGCUGGGAAAACUAAGCUCCAUCGUCAGCUAAGUCAAGAUGACUGCAAGCUACGCAGAGGUAGUUUGGCAAGUUCUUUGUCAGGAAAACAGCUACUUCCCUUAUCAAAUAGUGUCCACAGUGGAGUGGGACAGACAAUAUGGCAGCCACCUGGAGAUACCUCAAACCUGGUUCGCAUGAGAAAUCAGUCUCUAGGACAAUCUGCUCCUUCACUUACUGCUGGCUUGAAGGAGCUCAGUCUACCUAGAAGAGGAAGCUUAAUCUCCUCUCCUUUGUUCUCCCACUGCCGAGGAAGUGAUGUUCAUCAGCACAUGUUCUCUCCUACAUCUGCUCCAGGUCUGCAGCACCUUAAAUUCCCAUUUAGUGCUGACUGUGCACUUGUUACUUCUCCUCUAGUAUUUUACCUGAACUCACAAGUCCAGAGCAAUCCGUCUAGUCCAUGCUACAGCCAUCCUUUUCAGUGGAGCUGUCGGACGAGCAACAGAAAGAGUUUGAUUGUAACAUCCAGCACAUCUCCAACUCUCCCGCGACCACAUUCCCCUCUUCAUGGACACGCAGGCAGCAGCCCUUUGGACAGUCCCAGAAACUUCUCACCAAAUGCACCUGCUCAUUUUUCCUUUGUUCCUGCCCGAAGCCACGGACACAGAGCAGACAGAACGGAUGGACGCCGCUGGUCCUUGGCCUCCCUUCCCUCAUCAGGAUAUGGAACAAACACUCCCAGUUCAACAGUUUCAUCAUCAUGCUCAUCUCAGGAGAAGCUGCACCAGCUGCCCUUUCAGCCCACGGCAGAUGAACUUCAUUUCCUGACAAAGCAUUUCAGUACUGAGAGCAUCACUGAUGAAGAAGGGCGCCAUUCUCCAGCCUUGAGACCUCGAUCUCGCAGUCUCAGCCCGGGUCGCUCCCCAAUUUCCUUUGACAGUGAAAUAAUAAUGAUGAAUCAUGUGUACAAAGAAAGGUUUCCAAAGGCCACAGCGCAGAUGGAAGAACGGCUGGCUGAGUUUAUUGCCUCUAAUGCUCCAGAGAACGUGCUGCAAUUAGCAGAUGGGGUCCUAAGUUUCAUCCAUCAUCAAGUUAUUGAACUGGCCAGAGAUUGCCUAGAUAAAUCACGUGAAGGUCUCAUUACUUCUCGGUACUUUUAUGAGCUGCAGGAAAACUUGGAGAAACUUCUCCAGGAUGCCCACGAGCGAUCGGAGAGCUCAGAGGUUGCCUUUGUUACCCAACUUGUGAAGAAGCUGAUGAUUAUUAUUGCACGACCCGCUCGGCUGCUGGAGUGCCUGGAGUUUGAUCCUGAGGAGUUCUACCAUUUGUUAGAAGCUGCAGAAGGCCAUGCCAAGGAAGGGCAAGGAAUUAAAUGUGACAUUCCUCGUUAUAUUAUCAGCCAGCUGGGACUUACCAGGGAUCCCCUGGAGGAAAUGGCCCAGCUGAAUAGCUAUGACAGCCCAGACACUCCUGAGACAGAUGAUUCAGUCGAGAGCCGUGGAGCCUCUGUCCAGUCAAAGAAAACUCCAUCUGAAGAAGAGUUUGAAACUAUUAAACUGAUCAGUAACGGUGCUUAUGGAGCGGUGUAUUUGGUGCGACACAAGACCACCCGUCAACGUUUUGCCAUGAAGAAGAUCAACAAACAGAACCUAAUUUUGAGAAACCAGAUCCAGCAGGCUUUUGUCGAGAGAGAUAUCUUAACAUUUGCUGAGAACCCCUUUGUAGUCAGCAUGUUCUGCUCCUUUGAGACCAAGCGCCAUCUGUGCAUGGUUAUGGAGUAUGUGGAAGGAGGUGAUUGUGCUACACUUCUCAAGAACAUUGGUGCCCUACCUGUUGACAUGGCGAGGAUGUAUUUUGCUGAAACUGUUCUAGCAUUGGAGUACCUACACAAUUAUGGGAUCGUUCACCGUGACCUAAAACCUGAUAAUCUCCUGAUAACUUCCAUGGGUCACAUUAAACUUACAGACUUUGGACUGUCUAAAAUUGGGUUAAUGAGUCUUACAACUAAUCUUUAUGAGGGACACAUUGAGAAGGAUACCAGGGAAUUUCUGGACAAGCAGGUCUGUGGGACUCCAGAAUACAUUGCGCCAGAAGUGAUCCUGCGCCAGGGUUAUGGGAAGCCUGUGGAUUGGUGGGCCAUGGGCGUUAUCCUGUAUGAGUUUCUAGUUGGCUGUGUUCCUUUCUUUGGUGACACGCCUGAAGAGCUGUUCGGACAAGUGAUCAGUGAUGAAAUUGCCUGGCCAGAAGGUGAUGAUGCACUGCCACCAGAUGCCCAGGAUCUCAUUUCUAAGCUUCUUCGCCAAAAUCCUCUGGAAAGAAUGGGAACAGGUAGUGCCUUUGAAGUGAAACAGCAUCGGUUCUUUAAAGAUUUGGACUGGAAUGGAUUACUUCGGCAGAAAGCUGAAUUCAUCCCACAGUUGGAAUCUGAGGAUGACACAAGCUAUUUUGACACCCGCUCAGAACGGUACCAACACCUGGAUUCAGAAGAGGAGGAAGACACUAAUGAUGAUGAUCAUGUGGAAAUACGUCAGUUCUCCUCAUGCUCACCAAGGUUCAGCAAGGUAUACAGCAGCAUGGAACGUCUUUCCAUCCACGAAGAGAGGAAAACUCCACCACCAACUAAACGGAGUCUGAGUGAAGAAAAAGAUGACCGACUGGACAGCCUUGGUGGCUUGAAAAGCCGAGACCGCAGCUGGGUGAUUGGGUCUCCUGAAAUAUUGCGUAAGCGCUUGUCCAUGUCUGAGUCCUCGCACACAGAGAGUGACUCCAGUCCACCCUUGACAGUCCGCCGACGCUGCUCAGGGCUUCUCGACAUGCCCCGUUUUGCCAUCUCCACUGAGGACGAGGGAACUGUACUCAAAAGGCCACAGUCGGAGGGGAUGCUGCUAUCUGCUGUGCAGUCCCGGGAGGGGCUGCCGGUGCCCAUUCCAGAACAGCCUGUGGAGCAGGAGCUGCAGCUGGAAGGUGAUGCCGGACCCACCACCCCCUCCACAGCUGUCAGCAGCACCUCGACGCUGGCAGCUGGGAGCACUGCAGAUUUCUCUGAUCCACGCGCUCGCAGUAAUAGCAAUGAAGGCCCAGACUUUACCACUCCAAAAGCCAUCAGCGAUUUGGCAGUGCGGCGGGCACGACACAGGUUGCUCUCUGGGGAAUCGGGGGAGAAACGUACCUCAAGACCUGUCAAUAAAGUGAUUAAAUCAGCAUCCGCUACUGCCUUGUCUCUCAUGAUUCCCUCAGAUCACCACACGUGUUCCCCAUUGGCUAGUCCAAUGUCACCUCAUUCUCUAUCCUCAAACCCAUCUUCGAGGGACUCCUCACCCAGCCGUGACUUUUCUCCUGCUAUUGCAAACCUGAAACCACCAAUCAUCAUCCAUCGGGCUGGAAAGAAAUACGGUUUCACUCUCCGUGCCAUUCGCGUCUAUAUGGGUGACAGUGAUAUCUACACUGUGCAUCACAUGGUCUGGCACGUGGAGGAAGGCGGUCCAGCGAACGAAGCAGGUCUGCGUGAAGGUGAUCUGAUAACCCAUGUCAACGGGGAGCCAGUCAACGGGCUGGUGCACACCGAAGUUGUGGAGCUAAUUCUGAAGAGUGGAAAUAAAGUGUCUAUCUCCACUACGCCAUUUGAGAACACAUCCAUAAAAGUUGGACCAGCUCGAAAGGCCAGCUACAAAUCCAAGAUGGCUCGUAGGAACAAGAAGAGCAAAACUAAGGAUGGUCAGGAAAGUAAGAAGAAGAGUUCUUUGUUGAGGAAGAUCACUAAACAGGCAUCACUGCUUCACACCAGCCGUAGUUUAUCUUCGCUGAACCGCUCUCUGUCUUCUGGAGAAAGUGUGCCUGGCUCUCCAACCCACAACCUGUCUCCUCGGUCACCUACACAGAGUUACAGAUCCACUCCAGAGUCUGUACACUCAGUUGGUGGCAAUUCUUCCCAGAGCAGCUCUCCCAGUUCCAGUGUUCCCAAUUCUCCAGCCAGCUCUGGACACAUCCGACCCAGCUCUCUGCAUGGACUAGCACCAAAGCUUCAAAGACAGUAUAGAUCUCCAAGGCGCAAGUCUGCAGGAAAUAUUCCUUUGUCACCACUAGCUCACACUCCAUCACCAACCCCACAGUCCACGUCACCGCAACGCUCCCCCUCUCCUUUACCAGGACACUCAGUUGGCAGCUCCAGUAUUAUUCAGUCUUUCCCAGUAAAACUACACUCCUCUCCACCACUGGUGAGACAAAUUUCUCGCCCCAAAAGUGCUGAGCCCCCUAGGUCUCCUUUGCUAAAGAGAGUACAGUCGGCUGAGAAACUAGCUGCCUCGCUGUCCUCUUCUGAGAAGAAGCUGGCUUCCUCACGUAAGCAUAGCUUGGAUAUCUCUCACUCUGAAUUUAAGAAGGAGAUGCUACAGAGGGACCCAAGUCUACAGAGUUUACAAGAAUCUGUGAAUGAAACAACGGGUGGCAAACUUGGGCUAGCGGAAAAAGGAAUGUUGCAGAAGCCAGGUUCCCGGAAGUUGGGUGCUAUUCGACAAGACAGGGUGGAGAGGAGAGAGUCUCUGCAAAAGCAGGAGGCCAUCAGAGAGGUAGAUUCUUCUGAAGAUGAGACAGAUGAUGGUUCAGAGGAUAGUCAGGAUGGGAGAAGAAUGGACAAGCCCCCUGACAGUGGAGACCAAGGCUCAGAUUCUUUUAAUGAAGAUAAUAAGUUUUCCUCUAAGUUGGAAAGCAAGGAUAGUAUUGAAGAUGAUGCCUUUCUACCCGAAGAUCCAAAAGGUACAGAAGAUUUGCAGAAGGGAAAUGUUCAACAAGCCAAGACUGUUUCAGAACCGUUGCAAGUUGCUGUGCACCCUUCCUCAUCAGAGGUCCUCCCAAGAACUUCUCCAGAAAAUUUAGCUGAUUCGGAAAAGCCAUUCCUAAGAUCAGGAACAACUGCAAAGGAACAUAAAUUGGCAGAAAACAAAGCCUUUCAGUGUUUAGGUCCAAAAGACAAGUCUUCUGAAGCAAUCAGAGAUCAAAGGGGAACUACUAGUACUCAAAAACCUACAGAUUGCACAGAAAGUAUACCGUGCCCAUCUAUCAAACUCCCUGAACUUGAAAAAAGUGACUCUUUAGGGGCCUCAUGUGGUAAACUUGACCUGAAAGACACCCCACUAACAGAAAUCAGCCAGAAAAAACAAGAUUCAAAACCUCUGCUAGCACUUUCUUCUUGUUGCACAGCAAGUGUGAGCACUCCUCGCUUGGUGAGCCCUGUGGAUCGCAGUGAGAAGGAUCACAAGGGCACAGUUCAGCCCGUAGAACAGCACAGCACCUUAUCUCUGUGUCCUGCAAGUGUGAGUGAAACAUCCCAAAAAAGUCCUAGCGCUGAAAAGCGACCCAGCUCGUCCCAGGCAGAGAGUGCUUCAACGGCAAGCAAAACGAGCCAGGGCAGCCCGGCAGGUACUGUGUCCUCCACACUGCUCGUCCCCAGUGCUAUCGAAAGGGCACUCUCCAUGUCCCAGUUAAUGCCACUAGCUCAGAGUGUCUUGGGCCCUUUGAAGCUCAGCAUGCCUGGUUCUGGAGAGGUGGAAAAGAAAAAGGAUUUCCCCCAUUUGGGUGCCUCCUGUAAAGAAGAGAGAGAUCUGAAGCAAAAAAGGCAGGAAACUUCACAAACAGGAGCAUGUCAAGAGAAAGCCAAACUAUCCAGCACAGACAGUCUGACCACGAGGAGUGGAUCCUGCACAGAGUCAUUACGCUCAGCAAAACCUUGGGAGGCAACGUGUCCUGUGGUGGCAAGAAAAGAGGCAACUUUUUGCAGUGCUAAGGCAUCUGAGGUACUGGGAGGUAGCUGCAAAAUCACUCAAUCAAAGGAGCUGUCGCAUGCUCUUGGACAGCCACCUCUGAGAGCCUCUCCUCUGCCAGAUGGCAGCACGAGGCCCUGUAAAGAAGGGACUCUCACACAAGCAAAAAGCAAAGAGGUUGGAAGUCAGUUAAAAAUACAAGACUUUCCCCUGUCACAUGAUGGUACUGUAAAGAAAACAUAGCAGCAUCCCUGGUACACACGGACUGGAGCAUUCUGCAUUCGGAAUAGAGACUGCAUGUUUGAAUUUUGUAAUAUACACUAAUAUAAAAUAGAACUUGUGUACAUCUAUUUUUGGGAGGGUUUUUUUCAUACUGUUUUUUGUGUUUUUCAUCCUUGCUAUUCUAUUUUUGUACACAGUAAUGCUUGCUGUUUGAGGUCUCUUUAGAACAGGGUAUCUUUAAAACAGGGCUUAGGAAACAGUUUGCUGAUUUUUCCCUUCCUGACCUUUUGUUUUGCCUGAGUUUAGGGCUUGUUGUGCUCUUCCUUCCAAUUCUGCAUUUAUUUAAGAUCCCAAAAAUUCUCAACACAAAAAUGGCAGCUUACUUCAAAAUCUCUGGUUUUCAAACUUCUUUCAAAUGUCUUUGAAAUUCACAGGUCUUGAAUAUUGUUUUUGAAUUUACAAUCUAGUUUUCUUUGACAAGGAGAAGAAAGUACUCUCUGGUCCACAAGUUUGGGAGCAAAUCUUCUUCAGUGCAAGUAAGGCCUCUUUGUCACUGUGUGCACUCACAGUUCUGCACACAUCCUUAGAGGAUACGAAAGAAGAGACUUGGAUGGAGGGGCUGGACAGAGAGAUAUCCCUAUCUUCUCUUUAAACCAAGUAAAAGCGUUUGUUUGUUUGUUUGUUUGUUUGUCGCAAUCAGAGAAAUCUCUAAGCUGUUUUUUUUGGGAGGGAUUGUUUUUAUUUAUCCUUUACAGGACACAUGGCAACUUCUCCUUCUGUUUUUAAAAUUUUAAUGAUGUUUUAUCUUCCUUGGUCUGGCUUCAAUUUGUAACUUGCCCUGCCUCAGAAUAAAUGACCCCAGGAAAGGGGCGCCUUGUAGGUGGAUUUUAAAGUAGAGAAAUUUGUAGUCACGUGUUCUCUAGUAUGUCUUGGGCGAAGAUAUCUCAAUUGAUAAAUGACCUUCGGAGACUUUUCCUUCUCUUGGUGAGUCUAAAUAGGUAGGGAUUUUAAGGUGUUCCUUAACAUUUCGGAACUGGGGCUUGGGAAACUCGCUGAGUUUUCUAAAUCUGCCCAUUUUAAAAACAACCAACCAGAAAACUAUGAAGAGUUCUGACUCCUUGAGUUCUGUGGACAAGCUGCAAGCAGACUUCAAAACACAUGUGAUAUUUUAAGAUUUCAGCUGUGAUAGCUAGAUCAUUUCCACUGCAGAGGUCACUUGGUUCCAUUAAUAAUUACUCUCGGCUCUUAGGUUUAGACAUUGCUUUGCUUUAGGUGUGACCGACUCCGGGUACCAGUGCUCUUUGCUGAGGAUUAGAUACCAAUACACCAAUAACUGUGACUGGUGAUACCUAUAGCACUGUAAGCCAUUUCUUCAUCCAGUUAAAGGUUACUGUCAGUGAACACUCCCGUCAUUUGUCCCAGAUUGUGCUCAGCUCUUAUUCUAGUCUUGUCUGAGUAUAUCCUCCUGCGGAUCACCCGCACUAUCUAGUGUCCUGCUCACUGGCUUUCUCUGUUAGAAGCAGAAUGACUGUGCAACAGUAUUUCAAGCUAAAACCUGCACCUGUUGGUCUGUUUCAUUCUACUGCUGCCUUUUUCAUUGUCUUGGCCUUUUCUGAACUUGAAGUUUUGAUUCACUGUCCCUAAAUGUAAAUAUGUUUUUAUAUAGGAAUGUAUUUUCUUCAUCUCUUUCAACUUGAUUUCAGCUUAAUCCACAAGUCACAUAAGUCUCUGUAAUCUUGCCCUGAUUCUUUCUGUAUAACCAUUUUUUCCCCAUCAUGUACAUGAUUUUUGGCUGCUUGGAUUUCAUUUCUUCAUUUCUGGACCAAUUUUGGUUUGGUUUGAGCUUUUUUUUUUUUUUUUUAACCAUGUUUAAAUGAGUGUUUACUCUGUGUGUCUGUGUGAACAUGUAUGGUGUUGUUAAUACACUAGCCAAAGCCUCAAAACUCCCAGAUAACACCUGAAUAAAUCUUGCUGUGACGGUAUUGAGAGCAGGGCCUUGCUGUACUCUCUCUUUGCUCUUUCCUCCUGGAAUUCGUAGGCUACCUGUGUGCACUCGGCUGGCGAUUAUAAACCCCAUUUCCACUGCCCUGUCAGGGGCAUGGGUGCCUCCAGCCUCGCAAAGCCCUCGUGUUGAUAUCAUUCUGUGCUGCUUUGGAGCGGUAGCAAAUAAGGAACAGACUUGGCAGGAUCCGGUGCUUGAUCUGGCUAGUUUCCUCCCUACUGAAAUCUCCUAAAAAAUUGCUGAGAAGCAACAACGUUCAACUGGCAGUACAGCAUAAAGCAAGGUUCCUGGGAAUGAAGAGAAAUUGAUUCAGCAUCAUAAUUCCGUGGCAAUUGUGAAGAGAAGGCUCAAGCUUAAGUCCAGGGAGCACCUAACCUUGGCGAGAUGGACGUCCCCGUGUAAAUCGAGCAGUGAGUGCAGGAGGACGUGCUUUGGCCUUGCUGUUCCCUCGGUGGCAGGUCCCUGUUUGCAUCUCCUGUGGUGAGGCACCUUGCUCUGUGAGCGUGCUCCCAGGGGUGUCCACAAAGGGGUCUGCAUUAAAAAACCUGAAGGGAAAACCAAACCACUGCCCUAGCAGGAGGGGGCUUUGCAGCCUGUGACAUUCGAAGCAGCCAGCCCAGGCCGUUAGCUGAAGUGGCUUUAAGGGGGAGCGGUGAGAGCAGGCAGCUGCUGGCUUUCCGUGAUCUGUGGUGUACUAUAGCACUUCUGAACCCCUUCCCAGUGGCGUACUUGAGGGUCCUGUCGGACCGAGCCCAGUAAGGGGGCCUGAGUUAUGUCUGUGCCAGGUACGUCGGGGUCACAGGGCCUCCUGUGGGACACGCAGGCUGGGAGGUGACCGUCUGAAGGUACCAGCUCCAUUAGCUGCUGACUGCCUCUCUUUGCAGCCGGUACCUCCAGUGCUGAAUCGGGAAGUUAUCCUUUCUUGAGCACAGAAAGAGGAGUGGAAAACUGUCGUGUCACAGCUUUUGCUGCUUUUGCCUGAACUGGCCAAAGAAGAGGUGAGGUAUGUGCUCAGUCACCUCUUUUGUAGCUAAGGUACAGAAAGUGAUCAGUGCAAUUUCAAAACCCUGCUUUUUUUGGAAGCCAAAGCCCAACAGCAUUACCAGGAGAGCAUCCUAGGGAAACCCUGGGUCCCUUGCUCCUCCUCAACCCUGCAGUUCCCCUCCGUGUGCCAGGUGCACCAUCUUCCCCAUCCACCACCUGUCCAACUCCUAUUGGGGCACCUUAGCAUAAAGUUUAGGCAGAAAGAUUUUUUUGGUGAAAUUGCGAUAACAAACCAGGUGGAGACCAGGACCUACUCCUUGCUCUGCCAAGAAUUACUUACAUGCCUGCUCAGAUUGCAAAAUUUGUGUGCUGGGGAGGGGAAGGAGAUGUUGGGAACUCUGUGUCCAUGCGCACGGGUGCGCUGCGCAGCCCUUCCCAGUGCAGGAUGGGGCCCACGGCCCCGAGCAGAGCAGGCAGCAAGCCGGGAACGUGGCCUCCAUAAGUGACACUGAGUCAGACAGGUGGGAGGAAUUCACUGGUGAAUGAGCCGUGCGUACAACCACCAACAUACAUCGCUUUCCUGAUUGAUUUCCCCUCGCAGCUCUCCCUUGCUCCUGCCCCCGGCCAGCGCCUUCCCGCGCUGCCUCAUUUCAGUGUUAUUUUUCCCUUUGUCUCUUACUGUUGCGGACUAAGAGAGAUGGAUGAUAUUUAUUGUAAAUAUUAGACGUUAGCAUUGUAACGGCCGCUCCUGGGUCCGAAUGUCAGAGGCCUUUGGCUGCUGAUGUACUACAGAGCGCUUGCUGGAGAAGGGUGGGAGUGACCAGUGGUUUUGGUUGCCACACUUGCAUUAAGGUGUGAUUUGGAGUAUUUUUAUUUUAUUUUUUUUCUUCCGAAGAGGGGAGGAUAAAGUCUUUCUCUGGUUUUCUCUUACUGGAUGUGAAGGAUAAUUCUGUACUUCUAGUAGAAGAUUUGACAGAAGUGUGUGUUUACGUUGUGUUCGAUAUCAUAUCCAGGUGGCUGCGAGAGCACCUCCGAAGCUGGGCUCUGCCAAGCCGUGUCACUCAGCACUUAGCUAGAUAAGAGGACGUGUGGAAUUUCUGUGUUUUUAGAAACUUGAACAAUUGCCACAUAAUAGCGGUGCAAUAAUUUUUAUUCAUGUUGUACCUGCAUGUCGAUGUUCAAAUCCUCCUCCGAAAUAAAUUUUUUUUUUUUACAUA